Molecule: messenger RNA, 1158 nt
Organism: Pelodiscus sinensis (Chinese soft-shelled turtle)
Lineage: Eukaryota; Metazoa; Chordata; Testudines; Trionychidae
Gene: GAPDH
Product: glyceraldehyde-3-phosphate dehydrogenase
Biological process (GO): glycolytic process; glucose metabolic process
Cellular component (GO): cytosol
Molecular function (GO): glyceraldehyde-3-phosphate dehydrogenase (NAD+) (phosphorylating) activity; NADP binding; NAD binding
Source: RefSeq, marked provisional
GAUUUGGCCGCAUCGGCCGCCUGGUCACCAGAGCUGCCUUCACCUGUGACAAAGUCCAGAUUGUAGCAAUCAAUGACCCAUUCAUUGACCUCAACUACAUGGUUUACAUGUUCAAAUAUGACUCCACGCAUGGUCGCUUUCAUGGCACUGUCAAGGCUGAGAAUGGAAAACUUGUGAUUAAUGGACAGGCAAUUACCAUUUUCCAGGAGCGUGAUCCUGCUAACAUCAAGUGGGGAGAUGCUGGAGCAGAGUAUGUUGUAGAAUCCACUGGAGUCUUCACCACCACAGAGAAGGCCAGCGCUCACCUGAAGGGGGGUGCUAAGCGUGUCGUCAUUUCUGCCCCCUCAGCCGAUGCACCCAUGUUUGUGAUGGGCGUCAACCAUGAGAAAUACGACAAUUCUCUGAAAGUUGUCAGCAAUGCCUCCUGCACCACCAAUUGCCUGGCUCCUUUGGCCAAGGUCAUCCAUGACAACUAUGGCAUCGUGGAAGGUCUCAUGACCACUGUCCAUGCCAUCACAGCCACGCAGAAGACUGUGGAUGGCCCCUCUGGGAAGUUAUGGCGAGAUGGCAGAGGUGCUGCCCAGAACAUCAUUCCAGCAUCCACUGGAGCUGCUAAGGCUGUGGGCAAGGUCAUUCCUGAGCUGAACGGGAAACUCACCGGAAUGGCUUUCCGUGUUCCAACUCCCAAUGUGUCUGUUGUGGACCUGACUUGCCGCCUGCAGAAACCAGCCAAGUAUGACGACAUUAAGAAGGUGAUGAAGGCUGCCUCUGAGGGGCCUCUCAAGGGCAUUCUGGGAUACACGGAGGACCAGGUUGUCUCUUCUGACUUCAACGGUGACAGCCGCUCCUCUAUCUUCGAUGCGGCUGCUGGCAUUGCUCUCAAUGACAACUUUGUCAAACUGGUCUCCUGGUAUGACAAUGAGUUUGGAUACAGCAACCGUGUUGUGGACUUGUUAGUUCACAUGGCAUCGAAGGAAUAAACCAGGCACAUGGAUCAGUCUCUGCCUGGGGAAGGAGGUGUGGGAGAAUCAUACCGGAGACCUUUGUUCCUCCCACCCCUCUCUCCCCACCAUGCAGCUCUGUAGCCUUAAGUGAGAAUCCAGUUCUGUUUCAUCCUCUCUUCCCCAUUCCUCUGCCUUGUGCCUGAAGCGUGAGGGA